This is a messenger RNA of Camelus dromedarius (Arabian camel), 5152 nucleotides long. RefSeq names its product ADAM metallopeptidase with thrombospondin type 1 motif 13 (gene ADAMTS13). NCBI's taxonomy places the organism in Eukaryota, Metazoa, Chordata, Mammalia, Artiodactyla, Camelidae. Gene Ontology annotation, cellular component: extracellular matrix. Bases 86 to 4780 code for a protein of 1564 amino acids. Gene Ontology annotation, molecular function: metalloendopeptidase activity. The record is from RefSeq and is a predicted model, not a curated record. The transcript is spliced from 31 exons. Gene Ontology annotation, biological process: extracellular matrix organization; proteolysis.
CUGUCUCAUUCCACACUGCCCAGACUUCAGUCGCCACGGCUCUUCCUCCCUGGGCCGACAGGAGGGCCGGCAGGCUUUCCCGAGGAUGAGGACGCGUGAGCUUCGCCUCCUGGGGAGAUGUGCGCAGGGAAUUCUCACUUCUGUGCUCUUCCUCCUGGGCUGCUGGGGCCUCUCCGAUUUCCAGCAGCAAUUUCUUCAGGCUUUGGAGCCAGAGGAAGUGAUGGCUUACUUUGGCCCUGCCGCUACCUCCGAAGUGCCCCAGUUUGACGUGGCCCCGCUCACCUGUGUCUGUGAAGAAGAGGAUGGGGACAGGCAGGGAGGAGCACCCUGCGGGCCCCCACGCUGCUCCCUGCCAGCCCUGGGACAGCUCUUCUCCUUCUCCUUCCGGCCCCGGAUGGGCCUCCUCGCUGCCUCCUUCACCAGCGAGCGUGUGGUGAACGCCUCCCUCCGGCUGCUCAGGGGCCCCCCCCACCCCUGCUUCACGGGAGGCCGCACCUUGCUGCCCUUGGGCGCAGCAGCCAGGCUCACCUACUGCUCGGGCCGUGUGGAGGGUGACAUCGUGGUGGGUGGAGACAGGCUCUACAUCCAGCCAUUGAAGAGGCAGCACCGGGAGCUGGUGCCACCCUGGGGCGGUGCUCAGCCCCACCUGAUCCACAGGUCCAACCCCACGGUGCACCCGGCCCUUGUGGUUCCAGGCCACCCUCUGGCCCCUCGCCUCUGGAGACGGGCUGCCCAGAGUGUCCUGUACCUGGAGCUGCUGGUGGCCGUGGGCCCUGACGUCCACGCAGUUCACGGGGAGGACACAGAGCGCUACGUCCUCACCAACCUCAACAUGGGGUCAGAGCUGCUGAGGGACCCAUCCCUGGGGGCUCAGUUCCAAGUGCACCUGGUGAAGAUGGUCAUACUGACGCAGCCGGAGGAUGCUCCGAAUAUUACAGCCAACAUCACCGCAUCACUACUGAGCGUCUGUGAGUGGAGCAGGACCAUCAACCCCGAGGAUGACACGGAUCCCAGUCAUGCUGACCUGGUCCUCUACAUCACCAGGUUUGACCUGGAAUUGCCUGAUGGUAACCGACAGGUUCGGGGGGUCACCCAGCUGGGGGGCGCCUGCUCCUCUUCCUGGAACUGCCUGAUCACUGAGGAUACUGGCUUCGACCUGGGGGUCACCAUUGCCCAUGAGAUUGGGCACAGCUUCGGCCUGGAGCACGACGGCGCGCCCGGCAGCGGCUGCGGGCCCAGCGGCCACGUGAUGGCGUCCGACGGCGCGGCGCCCGCCCCCGGGGGCCUGGCGUGGUCCCCCUGCAGCCGCCGGCAGCUGCUGCGCCUGGUCAGCGCAGGACGGGCGCGCUGCAUGUGGGACCCGCCGGGUUCGCAGUCCGGACCCGCGGGGCGCCCUCCAGAGGUGCACCCCGGCCUCUACCACGAUGCGGACGAGCAGUGCCGCAUAGCCUUUGGCCCUAUGGCGGUCGCCUGCACCUUCACCAGGGAGCACCUUGACAUGUGCCAGGCUCUCUCUUGCCACACAGACCCCCUGGACCAGAGCAGCUGUAGCCGCCUCCUCAUUCCGCUCCUGGAUGGGACAGAGUGUGGUGUGGGGAAGUGGUGCUCCAAGGGUCACUGCCGCUCCCUGGCGGAGCUGGCCCCCAUCGGGGCAGUGCACGGGCACUGGUCUAGCUGGGGUCCCGCCAGUCCCUGCUCCCGCUCCUGCGGCGGAGGGGUGGUCACCAGGAGGCGGCAGUGCGACAACCCCAGGCCUGCCUUUGGGGGGCGUGCGUGCAUAGGUGCGGACCUCCAGGCCGAGAUGUGCAACACUCAGGCUUGCGAGACGACCCAGCUGGAGUUCAUGUCCGAGCAGUGCUCACAGACCGACGGGAAGCCGCUCUACCUCUCCCCGGGCAGCCCCUCCUUCUACCGCUGGGGCGCCGCUGUGCAGUACAGUCAAGGGGACGCUCUGUGCAGACACAUGUGCCGGGCUGUUGGCGAGAGCUUCAUUGUGAGGCGUGGGGACAGUUUCCUGGAUGGGACCCGCUGUGUGCCGAGCAGCCCUCGGGAGGACGGGACCCUGAGCCUAUGUGUGUCGGGCAGCUGCAGGACUUUCGGCUGUGAUGGCAGGAUGGACUCUGGGCAGGUGCGAGACGCGUGCCAGGUGUGUGGAGGGGACAGCAGCACGUGUAGUCCGCAGAACGGCUCUUUCAGGGCUGGAAGAGCGAGAGAAUACGUCACGUUCCUGACCAUCACCCCCAACCUGACCAGCAUACACAUCAUAAACCAGAGGCCUCUCUUUACACAUCUGGCCGUGAGGCUCCGAGGGCGCUACAUUGUGGCCGGGAAUGGGAGCAUCUCUCCCAGCACCUCCUACCCCUCCCUCCUGGAGGACAGCCGUGUCCAGCACAAAGUGGCCCUGACUGAGGACCGGCUGCCCCGCCUGGAGGAGAUCCACAUCCGGGGACCCACCUGGGACGACAUGGAGAUCCAGGUUUACAGGCGCUAUGGUGCGGAGUACGGUGCCCUCGCCCGCCCAGACGUCACCUUCACCUACUUCCAGCCCAAGCGGCGGCAGGCCUGGGCCUGGGCUGCCGUGCGGGGGGCCUGCUCGGUGAGCUGUGGGGCAGGGCUGCGCUGGGUGACCUACAGCUGUCGGGACCAGGCCAGCGGCCAGUGGGUGGAGGCUGCCCGGUGCGGAGGGAGCUGGCAGCCGGCGGCCUGGUCAGAGUCCUGCGCCCCCCAGCCCUGCCCCCCGUACUGGGUGGCUGGAGACUUCGGCCCGUGCAGCGCCUCCUGCGGGGGCGGCCUGCAGGAGCGGGUGGUGCGCUGCGUGGAGGCCCAGGGCGGCCUCCUGAGGACGCUGCCCCACUCCCGGUGCAGAGUGCUGGCCCAGCAGCCAGCGGCUGUGGAAACCUGCAAUUCCCAGCCCUGCCCCACAAGGGAGGUGUCGGACACGUGCUCAUCGGCCUGUGGAGCAGACCUGGCCGGGCAGAAUGCGACUUGUGUGCUGGGGACAGAUGGCGCGGAGGAGCUGGUGACUGCUGGGGCCUGCUCCACAGACGAGAAGCUGGCUACACUUGAACCCUGUGUCCAGGCAGCAUGUCCUCCAGGCGGGGGCCAUCUGGACGCCCAGGCUCCGGGGGAGGAGGCUGCAUCUGCAGAGGGCAGGGCCAGGCUGGAGGCCCCUGCCACACACGUGUGGACUCCCCUGGCGGGGCCGUGCUCCGUCUCCUGCGGGCGAGGCCUGAGGGAGCUGCACUUCCAGUGCACGGACUCUGCCCUCAGGACAGCCGUUGGGGAAGAGCUGUGUGGCUUGUCGAGCAAACCCGGGAGCCGGUGGGAGGUCUGCCGGGCUGCCCCGUGCCCAGCCUGGUGGCAUUACGAGCUGGCGGCCUGCAGUGUGAGCUGUGGGGGAGGGGUCACGCAGAGGGUCCUGUCUUGUGCCCGGGCUCAGGGGGAGGACGAGGACGAGGAGGUCCUGCUGGACACGCAGUGCCAGGGGCUGCCUUGCCCAGAGCCGCAGGAGCCCUGCAGCCCGGAGCCCUGCCCGCCCAGAUCGGCAGCGCCGAGGUGGAAAGUCACGUCCCUUGGCCCGUGUUCAGCCAGCUGUGGUCUCGGCACUGCCACACGCUCGGUGGCCUGCGUGCAGCUGGACCGAGGCCAGGACACGGCGGUGGAUGUGCGGGCCUGUGCGGGUCUGGUGCGGCCGCAGACCCGCAUUCCCUGCAUGACUGCCGCCUGCACCUACCGCUGGCAUGUCAGCACCUGGCUGCAGUGCUCUGUCUCGUGUGGGGAAGGCAUUCAGCGCCGGCAUGACACCUGCCUUGGACCCCGGGCCCAGGUGCCCGUGCCAGCCGACUUCUGCCAGCAUCUGCCCAAGCCAGUGACAGUGCGGGGCUGCUGGGCCGGGCCCUGUGCAGGGCAGGGGUUGCCCAGCCCGGCGCCCCACGAGGAAGCCACUGCCCCAGGCCAGACCACAGCUGCCACUACUGGUGCUUCCCUGGAGCGGCCCCACCCCUGGGCCCACCUCCUCUCCCCCACUCCCUGGCCUCAAGGACUCCUGAUUGGGACCCCAGAAAGCCCAGCAGAGUCCAGUGCCUGUGGCCGGCAGCACCUUGAGCCAACAGGAACCAUUGACAUGCGAGGCCCAGCGCAGGCUGACUGUGCAGUGGCCAUCGGACGGCCCCUGGAUGAGGUGGUGACCCUCCGAGUCCUUGAGAGCUCCCUCAACUGCAGCGCUGGGGAGAUGCUGCUGCUCUGGGGCAGGCUCACGUGGAGGAAGAUGUGCAGGAGGCUGUCCGGCAUGACUUUCAGCUCCAAAGCCAACACACUGGUGGUGAGGCAGCGUCUUGUGCGGCCGGGAGGCGGAGUGCUGCUGCGCUAUUCGAGCCAGCCUGCCCUGGGAACCUUCCACCGCGAAUGUGACAAGCAGCUUUUUGGACCCCGGGGUGAAAUCGUGAGCCCAUCGUUGAGUCCAGGUGGAAGGAAUGUGGGGGGCUGUCGCAUCUUCAUCAACGUGGCCCCACGGGCCCGGAUUGUCAUCCAUGCCCUGGCCACAGACAUGGGCACUGGAACUGGAAACCAGGGAACCGAUGCCAGCUACAUCUUGAUCCGGGACAUCCACAGCCUGAGGACAACGACAUUUCGUGGGCAGCAGACACUCUACUGGGAGUCAGAGGGCAGCCAGGCAGAGAUGGAGUUUAGCCAGGGCUUCCUUGAGGCCCACACUAGCCUUCGGGGCCAUUACUGGACCCUCCAGACUAGAGCUCCUUACCGCGGCAGUGCCCUGCCUUAGCUUCCUCUCCAAGCACAUCCUUCAGUUGACCAUUGGGCACGGUGGGUGACUUCUCCCAGUCCUGGAAGGGGAAGGAAGGAACCUGUCAUGUAUGAGCGCCUGUUAAAAUGCCUGGCUAGCGCUGGAGGACUGACUGGUGUCUGAGUACUCUCCAAUCCCAAUUCCCUCCAACCUUAAGUAUCUCCUUUAGGGCCUCCUCCAACGUGAAACGUGGAAGGGGGGACUCUUCGGAAAGGCAGUCCAGCCCCUCGAGUACCAAUAAACGGAACGCGCGGUCUGAGUGGCGUUUUCUUCACAUAACUUGUCCAAAUGCGGCUUGAAAUCCACCCACCCUUCGCACGGCGGGGGUUCCCUGGCCGCGGUCGGGCUCCA